AUGCUCCAUAAUGGUUAUAGCAUGUUUAAGAAGAAAAUAAGCUACUUAUUGUGUCAUCUUAUACUAUUGUGGACUGGAAUCUCCAAUCUUUUAGGAGACUUCGACUAA
Messenger RNA from Nezara viridula (southern green stink bug), 108 nucleotides. The record is from the annotation of a GenBank genome assembly. Lineage: Eukaryota; Metazoa; Arthropoda; Insecta; Hemiptera; Pentatomidae.